GGGGGUAGUUGCACAGUAGCCUUUAGGGCGAGGAUCAGAGAAGUGAGCUCUUCCGCUUGGUGUCUUUGUUACGGAGAUGUACAUUACAAUCGCCAGGUAAAGACGAAUCAAUCUGACCGCCGCUGUGUCUUAUUUCAGUGCCAAUGAAACCGAAGAGGCGUUAACUGAUUAUUCACCCUCUCAUUAACGGAUCUGUUUUCUCUGAGACGCUGUGCUCGCCGCCGCUGCUGCUAUUGUUGCUGCUCUUCAUUUUUGCUGUGAGUGCAAGUAGACGAGACUGUGGUGCCGCUUUGCGAAAGCCGAGCUCUGACACUAUACUGGGACUACCAUGAAAUGAGCUCUCGACGGCGCUACAGGAGUCAAUCUGAGGUUCUGUUUGGGGAAGACUUUACAUAUAUCAAAAGGUUGUGCUAUUCUGGUCCUCCGGGUUAUAAGGGUCGUCCAUUAGUUCUCCUUUCGGCUGUUGGCAAAUAAAGAAGAAUUUCAUUUUGUCUUAAAACCUUGAGAGAUUACAGUGGGACUACGGGAUGCUGAGGAUAGCGAGCUCUUCUGCUGACAUUAUUGCUUAACUUCUGGAGAUACAAAUGAACUGACAGAAUAUAAAAGAUUCCUGGAAGAGGCCUAUGUUGAUGUAGCUGUUGCCAAGAUGUGGGUUAGCCGCAGAUAUGAGACUCUUGCCCUCUUCCUAGUUGGCUUUGUGUGUCUUGCGAUUCUCCUGUUUACCGAUACCUUUGACAAUCUGUCGGGUUUUCUUGACGAAAAGUCACCUCCGCUGCAGAAUGAAAAGCUGCUGGCCAGCGAUACCCUUGAUAUGCCUCCCGUAUUCUUCCAAGAGAUUCCUAAAUGCACAGAGAACACAUCUUCGGCAAACAUCUCUGGAUUCUCCAAGCUUCCCGAUCAUAUCAAGGAUUUUUUACGCUACCGUCACUGUCGCCGUUUCCCCAUUUUAAUUGACGCCCCUGCGAAGUGCGGCGAGACACCCAAGGACUCUUCCAACGUUUUCCUCCUGCUCAUGAUUAAGUCCUCGCCGUUGAACUACGAUAGGCGGGAGGUGAUCCGAAAGACGUGGGGCAGAGAACGAUUAGAAGAUGGCGUCUGGAUUCGCAGGAUCUUUGUCUCCGGUGUCUCGGGAAACGCAGUGGAUGCCCGCAGGUAUGGCUCGCUUUUAGAAAUUGAGAGUCUGGAACACAAGGACAUUUUGCAGUUUGACUUCAUCGACUCCUUCUACAACCUCACGCUGAAGCAGAUUCUCUUCCUACAGUGGAUGGAAUUGCGGUGCCCUCACGUCCACUUCCUCCUCAAUGGGGACGACGAUAUUUUUGCCAACACUGACAAUAUGGUAGAGUUUCUGAAGGGCCUGAAGGAGAACGACGGGGACAAACAUCUCUUCACCGGCCACUUGAUCAGUCACGUCGGCCCCAUUCGAGAAGUCCACAGUAAAUAUUACAUUCCCGUGCAAGUCCAAGAAUCCAAUUCCUAUCCUCCAUACUGUGGUGGUGGUGGUUUCCUCCUGUCCAGGUUUACAGCCAAGACGAUCCACAACAUGUCGCAUGGGAUCGAGUUAUUGCCUAUCGAUGACGUGUACAUGGGCAUGUGCUUAGAAAAGGCGGCUUUAAAACCCACGUCCCAUAACGGGGUCAAGACGGCGGGCUUGCACGUUCCUUCUCAGACCCUCGACGCCUUUGAUCCCUGCUAUUACCGCGAACUGCUUUUAGUACACCGAUUCCUACCCCAUCAGACUGCUGUCAUGUGGGCUAAAAUCCACAGCCGUCACGUCAAGUGUGGCAUCUCGGUGACCCACAAGCUUCCCAAAUGACCUUCCACCGUAUCUCAACUCAAAAGUGUUGAUUAGUGAAGUUUGCGGACUGUUUUUUUUAAUUUCUACUGUAAUAAAUUUUCCAAAAGGCUUCUGCUCUCAGGAGUAAAUGCCCGUGGUGUGUAUCUCAGGCCCUCCGCUAUCAAAACUUGCAAUCAGUUUUUGAGUUCAUAGAAGUUAACUCUUGAAACCAAUCUGAGCUUUGGUCCCUGGUCCAAUCUGUGCUAUUUUCACAACGUGCAAUAUAAUUUAUUUAUUUUUUUUUUUCUUCCGGGUGACAGAAUUGUGGAAGAAGAGCUUCUGGUUUGUCCCCCGAUGGAAAAUUCUGAAUAUAAACAUCCUUUGCCCGGAGUAUGGGGGGUUGGGUAUGGUUGGGGGAGAUCUUAAUGGGGGGCAUGGAAGGGUUAAUGAUGACUAUCUAGGGCCCACUAGCAUUGGAUUAGUUGGAGCCUGGACUUGUUUUACAGAGAGAAAUGGGUCCCACAGAGACUGCUGAUCUAUAUAGGGCCCAGUGCUCUGGCCUUAUAUGGAGUUUUGACAAAAUAAAACAAAAGACUUUUUUUUUUUUUUAAUUAUUUUAUUCUGUAUUCCAUCACAUAUGUUUGUGGCUAGCACUUUAAGUCUAACGAGUAUGUGAAGUUUACAUUUUGCCUUAAAAUUGACGCUGUGCCUUUGUGGGGUGACGUUAGUGUUGUACUGACAUGGGAGUCGGCUUUUGGAAAUUCUUGUCUCGGAGUAAACGUGGGAGAGUCUGUGGUGAUGGGAAACAGAAUGGCGGGUGCCUACUCGAUGCCACAGAACUAGGCAACGGUGCCCUCUCCUGGCUAGUGUAUGCAGCUCAAUGUAGCUGCAAUGUUAAGAAUUUUGUUUUAUCCUGACUAACAAAGCUUAAAUGCCACAUGUCUGCUUGUUUCAUGCCUGGAACUUCGUAAAUGUUCAAAGAGACUGUGAUGAGGAAUAGUUGCUGGGAAAACUUUGAUCAAAUAUAGUUAUAAGAUUACAACUAAGAGGCCUUGUUUGUUCUAUAUUUACCUGUCAAAAAAGGAGCGUGCGGAUAUUAAGGUUACCUGACACUGGCUUAAGAAAGUUAACAGACUUACUUUAGUAACUUUACCAUCUUUGUCUGGUUUUGAUGCUUUUUGUUAAGUCAUGCCUGUCAGCGAUUACUUCUUCUAUUGCAGAAAUCGGUUAUUAGAAGUGGAGAUAGCGAAGCAGAACAUGUGCCAUCCGUUACCUGCACGCCAGCAGGAAGUAGAUUAACCCGUCAAUCCGGCACUUCCUGAAUUUUGUGUACAAUGAUAAUUGGAGCUUUGCUGGCUCAAAUAGGUGUGUGUGUGUGUGUUGGGGUUUACGGGGGAAGGGUAUUGCUGCAGCCUGGAGAAGAUAUGGGCGGACCUAGUUGGGGUGGGGAUAUGUCAAUCAUAUUUGAUUUCAGCGAAUCACAUUGUUGCUCACACACAUCGAUCAAAAUUUUGUUUUUUUAACCACUACUCAUAAAUGACAGUUGUAAAAAUUGUGGUUCAAUCACAAUUAAUACAUUCGAUAGUUACUGUUCCAUAAGAAUCUGGCACUUGUACACCUUUGACUGCAGCAUAUCUUACGAUAUAGCACUCCAUCUUGUGUAUUGUCUAGCUCAGUGAAAGGAUAGGCAUCUGUCUGUGUGUCUGUCUGAUUGUGUAUGUCUCUGUCAAUCCAACAGGUGGCACAUUUUAUUACAUUUUUAGUAACGAAAUGCAUUGCAUUGAUCAUUCAAACAGAUGGCACAUCACAAACAUUUAUAGUAAUAAAACAGAUUGCAUUUGAUCAUUCCAACAGGUGAUGCCUCACAAACUCAAUAAAAUGCCUUGCAUUCGAUUAUUCCAACAAGUGGUGGGUGCAUCACAAACAUUUUUAGUUAUAAAAUACAUUACAUUUUCACUCUACCAGAU
Messenger RNA from Polypterus senegalus (gray bichir), 3744 nucleotides. Its product is annotated as N-acetyllactosaminide beta-1,3-N-acetylglucosaminyltransferase 3-like. Lineage: Eukaryota; Metazoa; Chordata; Cladistia; Polypteriformes; Polypteridae. The record is from RefSeq and is a predicted model, not a curated record. The coding region runs from base 647 to 1816 and encodes 389 amino acids. Gene Ontology annotation, cellular component: membrane. Gene Ontology annotation, molecular function: hexosyltransferase activity. The transcript is spliced from 4 exons.